UCACGUUGAACACUUUUAAAAGGCAUUCUCAUCCCUUUAAUUCUGUAGAUUGAUUCCAAACCUUAAAAAGUGACAGCUCGUUUACUUUGCAACGCCCCCACGUAUUCAUUUCUCGAAAUUUCAGUCCCGCGUUUCCGAAAUAAGGUAAACAUUUCGACAAUUUCUCGAGCUUUCGAAAAUCGUCCUUUUAGAAGUUAACCCUCUCGACGUUACGGUCUCGACUUCAAAAAGAUAAGAUGCUACGUUUUUCCGGAUUUCCUGCUUGUCAGGCGAUCUUCAGUCGUAGUUUGAUCGUAGCCUGGUCGUGGCCAAGUUGAGGUAAAUUUGGCUGUAUGCGUCCUUACUGUUCGAAAAGUGAGGUAGCUAUUCAAGGCGAGUGCAGCUACCUUGGAGGGAGCGGAACCGCGUGGCAAUAGGAUCCUAAAAAGAGAAAAGUUAGGUAAUGGCCAGCGAGAGCGAAUCAUGGAAUGUAUUGGUAACAGGGGGUGCUGGUUACAUCGGUUCUCACACGGUGCUGGAACUUCUUAACGCAGACUUUAAGGUGGUGGUUAUUGACAAUCUUUCCAAUGCCUACAGAGGACCCUCCGAUGAGAAGCCUGAAUGUCUUAACAGAGUAGAAAGGUUGACAGGGAGAAACCUUGUUUAUAUAGAAUGUGACAUUAAUGACAUAAAUGCAUUAAAAAGUGUUUUUGAAAAGUACAGUUUCCAAUGCGUAAUACACUUUGCUGCAUUGAAAGCAGUAGGUGAAUCUUGCGAAAUUCCUUUGGAAUAUUACAAGACUAAUGUCAGUGGAACCUUGAACUUGCUGGAAAUUAUGCGGGAUCAUGGUGUAAAAAAUUUUAUUUAUUCGAGCAGUGCCACAGUUUAUGGUAUUCCAGAAUGUCUGCCACUGACUGAAAACACAAAGACAGGGAAUUGUACAAAUCCUUACGGAAGAACUAAAUUCAUUGUCGAGGAAGUUUGUAAGGAUUUAUGUGAUUCUGAUAAGGCUUGGUCUAUUAUAUCAUUGAGGUACUUCAAUCCUGUAGGUGCGCAUCCUUCGGGAGAAAUUGGAGAGGAUCCUAAUGGAGUCCCGAAUAACCUAAUGCCCUUUAUUGCACAAGUGGCAGUUGGGAAGAGAAAGAUGCUUUACGUUUAUGGUAAUGAUUACGAGACUCCUGAUGGUACUGGCGUUCGAGAUUAUAUCCACAUAGUCGAUUUGGCAUUAGGUCAUGUGAAAGCAAUGAUUUAUCAAAAGACCCAACAUCCACUAGGAUUUAGAGCGAUUAAUUUGGGCACGGGAAAAGGGUAUUCUGUGCUCGAAGUAAUAAGUGCCUUUGAACGGGCUUCCGGUAAAAAGAUUCCAUAUGAAAUAGUGGAACGUCGACUCGGGGACAUUGCUGCUAGUUACGCCGAUGCUAGUUUGUCGAAUGCAGAAUUUUCCUGGACUGCUAAAAAGAACUUGGACGAAAUGUGUGCAGAUACGUGGAGGUGGCAGGUUAACAACCCGAAUGGCUACAAAGUACCUCAAAGAUAGCUUUCUGCUGCUGAACAAUAACACAAUUUUUAUAUAAAGGGAUUACUUUAAAGGGGCGUAUUUCAGUACGCAAAACGACACGUGUACUCAAAUGAUAUUGCUUUUAAUAGGGAAUGGGUGGUGCAUCGUUACCAAAGAUCUAACCAAAUUACAAAGAAUAUUUCAUUUUAUCUCUAUAUUUUUAUUGGACAGUGUACGAAAAGUUCCUAAGGUAUAGAGUUGCAAAAAUGUGAAAAUGCAAAUGAAUGGAAUUACCGUUUAUUAAAUAGUUUCCUCCAGGUU
Messenger RNA from Orussus abietinus, 1798 nucleotides. It is a transcript of the gene Gale, whose product is annotated as UDP-glucose 4-epimerase. The record is from RefSeq and is a predicted model, not a curated record. Gene Ontology annotation, cellular component: cytosol. The coding region runs from base 443 to 1516 and encodes 357 amino acids. NCBI's taxonomy places the organism in Eukaryota, Metazoa, Arthropoda, Insecta, Hymenoptera, Orussidae. Gene Ontology annotation, molecular function: UDP-glucose 4-epimerase activity. Gene Ontology annotation, biological process: beta-D-galactose catabolic process via UDP-galactose, Leloir pathway. The transcript has 7 exons.